AAAUAGUAGUCCGUGAUUGGUGACAUGGUCUAGACUUCUCGUUGACGUUUGUGCCACGAUAACCAAUGAACGACACUGCGCAAUAUCACCCAAGGCGCUCUGUAUGCCCAAACCCAACAUGUAUUUAUCACGUGUUAGGAGUUUUCAUAGUUACCUUGUCAACAAACAGCUCAAUAACCACUAUACACAACUUCCGCCAACACCCACCUAACUAGGCCAUUUAUUGCCUUGCGACAAUAUUUAAUUAGAAAAUCUUGUACCUCUCAAAAUGGCAACUCGCACCCUGGAGGCUAGCUUCAAGGGUAUGUCUGUCAAAGAUCAGCAUGACUCUAGUGAUGAAAAGACGGUGUAUCCUCAAGACUAAAGUUGCAGCCUCCUUAAACUCCCAAUUAUCGAGGAACUCAGCUAGCGAUCAGAACGGGUCUAGUUAUGGAAAGAAAUCAUAUUCCAAGUCCAUAGUUUGUUUACCAACUUUCUCUAUGGAGACAUACUCUAUUAUGAUUAGACCGUGACUUCUGCGGCCAUGCGAUUGUCGAAAGCAUCACUUACUAAUCACUCGAACCUUCGCAAGGUUGCCUUAGAGAAUCAAAGCACUAUGUCAAAGACUACGGCAGUCCCUUCGCAAGUCGUGCAACUGUCAAGCUCGAGCGAGUCGGUUGUGUCCGAACCACCACCGCAAGAAGCCGCUGCCGAAUCAUCAGAAGGGUCACAAAAAUCACGGCCCUCCACAAUGCAAAAACAGCCUAAUGCCCCGAAACAAUUCCAUCUCGGCAUGUUCGAAAUUGGCCGCCCUUUAGGAAAAGGGAAAUUCGGACACGUGUAUUUAGUGAGGGAACGGAGCAGUGGAUUCAUCUGUGCUCUCAAGGUUAUGCAUAAAGAUGAAAUCAAAUCAAACGGUGUUGAGAAGCAGGUCCAAAGAGAAGUUGAAAUCCAGUGUAAUCUUCGGCAUCCAAAUAUCCUUCAGCUUUACGGCCAUAUCCACGACAGCAAGCGAAUAUUCUUGAUUUUAGAACUUGCUAAAAAGGGAGAGUUGUAUAAGCAUCUUCGUCGCGAGCGCCGGUUCCCAGAAUGGCAGGCUGCGGCGUACAUUGCCCAGAUGGCCUCGGCGCUAAAGUUCUUACACAGGAAGCAUGUAAUACAUCGAGACAUCAAGCCGGAAAACAUCCUGGUCGGUGUCCAUGGUGAGCUUAAGAUUGCUGAUUUUGGAUGGAGUGUGCAUGCGCCUUCUAACCGACGUAAAACAAUGUGUGGAACUAUGGACUACCUUGCGCCAGAGAUAGUCAACCAUUACACCUACAAUACAGCCGUCGACUUAUGGAGUUUGGGGGUCUUAAUGUAUGAACUUUUGGUCAAUAUUCUAUGCGAUCAGCGUUCAACGUUAAUAUUAUAGCUUCUGGUUGUCAACCCAGAGAAGCGUAUGCCACUUGAGGACGUUCAAAAGCACCCGUGGAUCAUCAAGCACUGCAAGAAGGGAG
Pseudogymnoascus verrucosus is the source of this 1475-nucleotide messenger RNA. RefSeq names its product spindle assembly checkpoint kinase. NCBI's taxonomy places the organism in Eukaryota, Fungi, Ascomycota, Leotiomycetes, Thelebolales, Thelebolaceae. Gene Ontology annotation, molecular function: protein kinase activity; ATP binding. Gene Ontology annotation, biological process: mitotic spindle organization; protein phosphorylation; regulation of cytokinesis. The transcript is spliced from 4 exons. The record is from RefSeq and is a predicted model, not a curated record. Bases 524 to 1390 code for a protein of 288 amino acids. Gene Ontology annotation, cellular component: spindle microtubule; spindle pole centrosome; chromosome passenger complex.